AAAAUUGAGGAACAAGUGCCAUAAUGGCUGCCCUAAAACCUAAUGAAAGCAAGUUGAAUACAUUGGUGCAGAAACUUCAUGACUUUCUGGCACAGUCUUCUGAAGAAUCUGAAGAGGCACAUUCUCCUCCAAGACUGACUAUGAGCAAGGUUAUAGAUAAAGGCAGUAGAUCUGGAAAUUCUUCAGAUCCAAUGGAAGUCAUCAAGGAAGAGGGGAGUACCUCUUCAGAGAAAGCCAAAUCUUUAGGACCACAUCGUUCAAAAAGGAAGCCUACAGUUGUAACAAAAUAUGUAGGAUCAGAUGACGAAAAAGUAUUUGAUGAUACUUUAAAUCCAGAUGUUUCCAUUGACACUUCAGAAACUGAUAUAGCUAUGCAAAGCUUGCCUAAAGGUACAGUGGUUGUACAACCAGAGCCAGUGCUGAAUGAAGACAAAGAUGAUUUUAAAGGGCCUGAAUUUAGAAGCAGAAGUAAAAUGAAAACUGAAAGUCUCAAAAAACGCGGAGAAGAAGGUCUGCAUGGAAUUGUUAGCUGCACAGCUUGUGGACAGCAAGUGAACCAUUUCCAGAAGGAUUCAAUUUAUAGACACCCUACACUGAAAGUCCUGAUUUGUAAGAAUUGCUACAAAUAUUAUAUGAGUGAUGAUAUUAGUCGUGAUGCAGAUGGAAUGGAUGAACAGUGUAGGUGGUGUGCAGAAGGUGGAAACUUGAUUUGUUGUGACUUCUGCCACAAUGCUUUCUGCAAAAAAUGCAUUUUGCGCAACUUAGGUCGAAAGGAGUUAUCUGCAAUAAUGGAUGAAAACAACCAAUGGUAUUGCUACAUUUGCCGCCCAGAGCCUUUGUUGGACUUAGUCACUGCAUGUGAUAGUGUAUUUGAGAAUUUAGAACAAUUAUUACAACAAAACAAAAAGAAGAUAAAAGUUGAAAAUGAAAAGAAUAAUAAAUUAUUUGAACACUCACACAAAUUUUCUCCAAAGAAAAAUGUUUCAAAUUGUAAUGGAGAAGAAAAGAAAGUGGAUGAUUCUCAUUCUGGAAGUGUAACUUACUCUUUUACAGCACUAAUGGUGCCAAAAGAAAUUGUUAAAAAGACAAAAAAGCUGGUUGAGACCACUACAAGCAUGAAUGCAAGUUUCGCAAGAUUUUUGAAACAGGCCUCUGAAAAUUCAGAAAUGAGCACAGUGGUAAAGUUACGUCAACUUAAAGCUUUUAAAUCUGUGCUGAAUGAUAUCAAGAAGGUUCAUCAUUCAUUAGAAGAAGGAGUGAAUAUGGAGAUUCGUGCUUUGGAUACUUUAAACAAAGAGACUGUUACCAUGGAGCAUAAAGCUGAUAGUCUUAAACCAGAAACUGAAGUUACAAAAUUAGAAAUAUACUAUGAGUCUAAAAAGAAGGACUUUUCAAAAUGUGAUACUAAAUUUUCAAUGAAGCGAGUUGGCAAUGAAACAGUUGGUCAGAGUCUUCCAGUGGUGGGACAACCAGCAAAUAAAAGUGCUGGUGCUGAAGAUAAGAAAUCUAAUAGAAAGGAAGCUCGCUUUGAGCCUGCCAACACUUCUGAAGCCUUAGAUAUGGAUAUUGUUUCUGUUCCUUCUUCGGUCCCUGAAGAUAUUUUUGAGAAUCCUGAAGCUGCUAUGGAAGUUCAGGUUUCAUCUGAACACCAACGGGAUGGCAGUAAUGCUGCAGAGCGAGAUGUAGAGCAUUCUGUAAAACCAAAAGACCACAAAGGAGGUACCAAAUUCAAAAUAUCAGCUAAGGUAACAAAAGAAUUGUAUGUUAAACUCACUCCUGUUUCCCUUUCUGAUUCUCCAGUAAAAGCUGCUGAUUGUCAGGAGGCAACACAAGAAAAAGAAGAAAACAAAAGUUCUGGUGUUAAUCCUAAGACAGAGAACCGUAGCUCUCAAAAGGAAAGAAGUUGUGAUGAUGAUUUUGUUGAAAAUGACAUUCCAUUAGUUUCAGAAGAAGCUGACCUUCGAAGAUCCCCACGUGUAAAGACUACCCCUCUAAGGCGACAGACUGAAGCCAACCCUAUCACAUCCAAUUCAGAUGAAGAAAGUAAUGAUGUGUAUAAUGAAAAGCGUAAAAGAAAGUCAUUAGUGCAGUCAGUAAAAAAGGAUAAACGGACUUCUUCUGAUAGUGCCAUCGAUAGUCCUAAACCUACUAAGGUGCCUAAAUGUAAACCAUUGGAGACCGUGGCUCCUAGUUCAGACUCUGAAGAAAUUCCUGCAGUUCUCAAAGAAGUAGCUAUGAUGAGUCACAGUUCUUCUGAUACUGAACAGAAUGAAACAAAUGAAAAUGUUCCAAAGAAGUCUCUAUAUGAUUUAAAGACUCAAACAUCCAAAGGUGACAAAGGAAAGAGAAAAAGGAAAAACUCUACUUCUGGUUCUGAAUUUGAUACAAAGAAAGGCAAAGGAAUUAAAAGCUUCACAGGAUCUAAAAAGAAACGCCAAAGCCAUUCAGAAUCUUCCAAUUAUGAUUCUGAAUUAGAAAGAGAGAUAAAGAAUAUGUGUAAAAUUGGAGGUGCCAAACAAUCCAAAAAAAGACAUUCAAACAAAGAAGAUGAUGGUUCUUCUGAAGAUGAAAAGCAAAAUGCAAAAGGAAUGGGCAAACAAAAGAAAAAAGGUGCAAAGACUCUAAUGAAUGAAUCAUCCGAUGAUGAUGGAGAAGACAGACAAAAGAGUUCUUGCUUUUCAGAAGAUACAGUUGAUAAAGAAAACAUGACCUCAGAACAAAGAGAACCAGUAACUAAGAAAGAUGCAGCGACAUCAUCUGAUGUUCACAAAACUUAUGUGAAAGAAGAGGUUUGCUCUUCUCCUGAAACCUGUAAGGAAGCAGAAGCUAUUGAACAAAGUCGUCAUCUGAAAAGCAAACCUAUGAGAAAGGAGAGUUCAUUUGAUGAUGUUGCUGAAAAGUCCUCACAAAAAGAGGAGAGUGGGGACUCUUCUGAAGAUGAGAAGAAACAGAAGAAAAGGAGAAUUGAAACAAAAGAAAAGAAAACUUCAGAACUGAAAAAGUUUCCCAGUCAGGAAAACGAGGUGACAUCAUCUGAUAUUAUUGAAAAGUCACUUGAUAGAGAAGACAGUUCCCAUUUGCCUGAAGAUCUUGACCAAAGUAAGCAAGGUUCAGCUGAAGCAGAAAAGAAAAGUAAAAAGUUAAGAGAGAAAAGUUCUAAAAAGAAGGAAGAAGUAUCUGAUGAUAUUGAAAAGUUAACAGGGAAAGGAGAAAGUGGUGAUUAUUCUGAAAGUAAAAAAGGAGUAUCUGGUAGGGAAAGGAAAAGGGAAAGCUUAGGGGAGAAAAGUUCAAAGACUGUUCAAUAUGGUUCAUCUUCUGAUGUUGAGAAGUGUCUCCCAAAAGAAGAGUGCUGUGAUUCUUCUGAUGAAAAGAGAAGGAAAAGGAUAGAGUCUCGGGAAAGGAGAAAUCUAAGUGCAAAAAGAAAUAUCAAGACAAAACAAAGUGGCUCAUCAUCUUCUGAAGCAGAGGAGUCACUUUCUGAGGAUAGCAAACGAAAAAAGAAAACAUCCCUGACAAAGAAUAAGAAAAAAGAAACUGUAAAAGACAAAAAGAAGAAGUCCCCCAAAAGAAGUGGUAAAAAGCAACAAGAAAUUAUUAGUUCUUCUUCUGAUGAAUUGGGAGAUGAUGACCAGAAUUCCACAGGCGAGGGGAGUGGUGACGAGCAGAAAAUUAAGCCAGUGACAGAAGACGUAACAUUGCCUUCAAAUGUUCAUUCUUCAGGUGAUGAAGCUGACAGACGAGAUCCUGUCAAUGUGGAUGAUGAUGAAGAUGAAGAUGAUCCUGAGAAUAGAAUCGCCAAAAAGAUGCUCUUGGAAGAAAUCCAGGCUAAUAUUACCUCUGAUGAAGAUGCAUCUUCAGAUGAAGAACCAACUAAAAUGAAAAAACGAGCCGUGAAACAAAAUGAAGAAAACACAGGCGAUGAAAUGGAGAACGAUGAGCAUGAUGAACACGGCAACUCUGAUACCGAUUCUGACUGUGAACAAUCCAAGAAGCCUCGAUAUCGGCACAGACUAUUACGCCACAAACUGUCCGUGAGUGAUGGAGAGUCGGGAGAAGAAAAGAAAUCAAGACCCAAAGAGACAAAGGAAACCAAACGCAGAAAUAGGAGGAAAGUGAGCAGUGAAGAUUCUGUUGAUACUGAUUUUCAAGAAUCAGGGGUAAGUGAAGAAGUAACCGAGUCUGAAGACGAUCAGCGCCCUAGAACAAGAUCAGCAAAGAAAGCAGAGCUUGAAGAAAAUCAACGGAGCUAUAAGCAAAAGAAGAAAAGACGACGCAUUAAGGUUCAAGAGGAUUCCUCGAGUGAAAAUAAGAGUAAUUCUGAAGAAGAAGAUGAAAAUGAUGAUUCCAAGUCUCCUGGAAAGGGAAGGAAGAAAAUUCGAAAGAUUCUUAAAGAUGACAAACUGAGGACUGAAACACAAAAUGCCUUGAAAGAAGAAGAAGAGAGGAGAAAACGUAUUGCAGAGAGAGAACGAGAGAGAGAGAAAUUAAGAGAGGUAAUAGAAAUUGAAGAUGCUUCACCUAUUAAAUGUCCCAUUACAACAAAAUUAGUUUUAGAUGAAGAUGAAGAAACCAAAGAACCUUUAGUUCAGGUUCACAGAAACAUGGUUACCAAGUUGAAACCCCAUCAAGUAGAUGGUGUUCAGUUCAUGUGGGAUUGCUGUUGUGAAUCUGUGAGUAAAACCAAGAAAUCAGCGGGUUCUGGAUGCAUCCUUGCCCACUGCAUGGGUUUAGGAAAGACAUUACAGGUGGUGAGUUUUCUUCAUACAGUUUUGCUGUGUGACAAAUUGGAUUUUAGUACAGCUCUGGUGGUAUGUCCUCUUAACACUGCUUUGAACUGGAUGAAUGAAUUUGAAAAAUGGCAAGAUGGAUUAGAUGAUGAAGAAAAACUUGAGGUCUCAGAAUUAGCCACUGUGAAACGUCCUCAGGAGAGAAGCUACAUGCUGCAAAGAUGGCAGGAAGAUGGGGGUGUCAUGAUUAUUGGCUAUGAAAUGUAUCGAAAUCUUGCUCAAGGAAGGAACGUCAAGAGUAGGAAACUAAAAGAAAUAUUUAACAAAGCUCUUGUUGACCCAGGUAAGCUAUUUAUCUGUGUUGAGAUAAAGAAUUAUGCUUCCACCAAAUAUGUGCUGACUGGCAGUGUGAUUUUUUUUAAUGUUUACCUUUUGUUAUCAGGUGUUGGUAAUAGCAAUGAAGGCGGAAGAGGGAAAGCAGGAGCAAAACUUUUCCAGGACUUCCAGAUGUUAAGCAGAAUCUGGACUCACCCCUGGUGUUUGCAGCUGGAUUAUAUAAGCAAAGAAAACAAGGGAUAUUUUGAUGAAGACAGUAUGGAUGAAUUUAUAGCUUCAGAUUCUGAUGAAACCUCAAUGAGUUUAAGCUCCGACGAUUAUACUAAGAAAAAGAAGUCAAAGGGAAAGAAAGGGAAAAAGGAUACUAGCUCAAGUGACAGUGGCAGUGAUAAUGAUGUAGAAGUGAUCAAAGUUUGGAAUUCAAGGUCACGAGGAGGUGGAGAUGGAAGUGUGGAGGAAAUACCCAACAUCUCUGCAGUUUCUUUUAAACAGGAAGAAAGUAAAACAGCUUCUUCUUCCAACCCAAGCAGCCCAGCUCCAGACUGGUACAAAGACUUUGUGACUGAUGCUGAUGCUGAGGUCUUAGAACAUUCGGGCAAAAUGGUGCUUCUCUUUGAAAUUCUGCGCAUGGCAGAGGAACUUGGAGACAAAGUUCUCGUUUUUAGCCAAUCUCUCAUAUCAUUGGACUUGAUUGAAGAUUUUCUUGAAUUGGCUAGUAGGGAGAAAUCAGAUGAUAAAGAUAAGCCUCUUAUUUAUAAAGGGGAGGGGAAAUGGUUUCGAAAUAUUGACUACUAUCGUUUGGAUGGCUCAACUACUGCACAGUCAAGGAAGAAAUGGGCUGAAGAGUUUAAUGAUGAGACAAAUGUGAGAGGCCGACUAUUUAUCAUUUCUACCAAAGCAGGAUCUCUUGGAAUUAAUCUGGUGGCUGCUAACCGAGUGAUCAUCUUCGAUGCCUCCUGGAAUCCAUCCUAUGACAUCCAGAGCAUAUUCAGAGUUUAUCGCUUCGGACAAAAUAAGCCUGUGUACGUCUAUAGGUUCUUGGCUCAGGGAACUAUGGAGGAUAAAAUCUAUGAUCGUCAAGUCACCAAGCAGUCUUUAUCUUUCCGUGUUGUUGACCAACAACAAGUAGAGCGUCAUUUUACUAUGAAUGAGUUGACUGAGCUUUAUACCUUUGAACCAGACUUAUUAGAUGAUCCAAAUUCUGAAAAGAAGAAGAAAAGGGAUACUCCCAUGCUGCCAAAGGACACAAUCCUUGCAGAAUUGCUUCAGAUACAUAAAGAACAUAUUGUAGGAUAUCAUGAGCACGAUUCUCUUUUGGACCACAAAGAGGAGGAAGAGUUGACUGAGGAGGAGAGAAAGGCAGCUUGGGCUGAAUACGAAGCCGAAAAGAAGGGACUCACCAUGCGUUUCAACAUGCCAACUGGGACCACUUUACCUCCUGUCAAUUUCAACUCACAAACCCCAUAUAUUCCUUUCAAUUUGGGAGCCCUGUCAGCAAUGAGUAAUCAACAGCUUGAGGACCUCAUUAAUCAAGGCAGAGAAAAAGUUGUAGAAGCAACAAACAGCGUGACAGCAGUGAGGAUUCAGCCCUUAGAAGACAUCAUUUCAGCUGUAUGGAAGGAAAACAUGAAUCUGACAGAAGCCCAAGUGCAAGCUUUGGCAUUAAAUAGACAAGCCAGCCAGGAGCUUGAUGUGAAAAGGAGAGAAGCAAUCUACAAUGAUGUAUUGACAAAACAACAGAUGUUAAUCAGCUGCGUUCAGCGGAUCCUGAUGAACCGGAGGCUCCAGCAGCAGUACAAUCAGCAACAGCAGCAACAGAUGUCUUAUCAACAGGCCGCCCUGAGUCACCACCUCAUGAUGCCAAAGCCUCCCAAUUUAAUCAUGAAUCCUUCCAACUACCAGCAGAUUGAUAUGAGAGGAAUGUAUCAGUCAGUGGCCGGCGGCCUGCAGCCUCCGCCGCUGCAGCGUGCACCGCCCCCGAUGAGAAGCAAAAAUCCUGGACCUUCCCAAGGGAAAUCAAUGUGA
Molecule: messenger RNA, 7088 nt
Organism: Gracilinanus agilis (Agile Gracile Mouse Opossum)
Lineage: Eukaryota; Metazoa; Chordata; Mammalia; Didelphimorphia; Didelphidae
Gene: ATRX
Product: ATRX chromatin remodeler
Exons: 33
Coding region: 24-7088 (2354 amino acids)
Molecular function (GO): ATP-dependent chromatin remodeler activity; ATP binding
Source: RefSeq, a predicted model, not a curated record